Anas platyrhynchos (mallard) is the source of this 914-nucleotide messenger RNA. The record is from RefSeq and is a predicted model, not a curated record. Lineage: Eukaryota; Metazoa; Chordata; Aves; Anseriformes; Anatidae.
CCCCAGGAGCUGCGCAGCGCCCGUUUCUGGCGGGCCGUGCUGGCGGAGGCGCUGGCGACGCUGAUCUUCGUGGGGGUGGUGCUGGGCGCCUCGGCGACCCCCAGCCCCUUGGCACCGGCGCUGGCGGGGGGCUUGGUGGCCGCGGCGCUGCCCCACACCCUCGGGACCCCCCAGGCCAACCCAGCGCUGACGCUGGCGCUGCUCUGCACCCGCAAGCUGAGCGCCCUGCGCGGCGCCGCCGGGCUCCUGGCCCAGUGCACCGGGGCCGUGCUGGCCUCCAUCGCCGCGCGCUCGGCGCUGCCGGACGAUGCCAGCCUGGUCACCAGGGUGAGCGUGUCCCCCCCCCCUCCCCGUGCAAUCCCCGUCCCCGUCCCGGUGCCGGCGGGCGCUGAGGCCGGGCCGUGGCCGCAGGUGAGCGCGGCGGGGACGGCGGGGCAGGCGUGGGGCUGGGAGACCUUCGCCACCUUCCAGCUGGCGCUCGCCGCCUUCGCCACCGCCGAGCGGGCGGCCGGCCCCGCCGGGCUGGCCCUGGGCAGCGCUGUGGCUGCCGGAGCCCUGGCUGCGGGGCCGUUCUCGGGGGGCAGCAUGAACCCAGCCCGCUCGCUGGGGCCCGCCAUCGUCACCGGCAUCUGGGAUGACCACUGGGUGUACUGGCUGGGGCCGGUGCCGGGCGCGGUGCUGGCUGCCUUCUCCUACGAGUUCGUCUUCGCCCCCGGUGCCUCGCGGGAGAAGCUGGGCGCCUGCCUCGCCUGCCGGGACGUGGCGCCGGUGGAGGCCACCAGCCUGACCCCCUCCUCGCCCUCCACUGCCCCCCCCAGGGGUCCCCCUCAAACCCAGCAGGGCCAGGACGCAGCCUGAGCCCCCACAGCAGGGGGACGAGGUGCCCCCAGCAGAAAGAGGGGGACCGGGGGGGG